CCUUCUAACCCACAGAUCAAAUGCUAUCACAGUAUUUCUUAUAUGUGAAACUAUUAGUCACUUUAUAUGCAACUAGAAUCCAUCUGAGCUUCCAUCUACACAGUAACAUAUUUUGUAAUGACAUGUACUGUUAAUAAGCUCAGUAUUUGUUUCAAGUUAAAGUUCAUUCUGAAAAUUAAGUAAGUAUCAAGAUGCAGCAAUUUGUGAUGGCUACCAUGAAAGCAUGUAAAAGGUGUGGCUUCAUAUUCAGCACAAGAACCAAUCACCAACGAACGAGAACUACCAAACCAACCAAUACCUCUGUAGAAGGAAAGGUGAUAGCAAUUCGGCGGGAGGAUCAGUCUGUAUGGGAGAGGAGAGCACCACUUGCACCAUCUAAUGUCCGUCACCUUACUCGUGCUGGAGUCAAGGUCAUUGUACAACCAUCAAACAGAAGAGCCUAUCCAAUGCAGACAUACGCUGCAGCUGGAGCGGUGAUCCAGGAGGACAUUUCUGAAGCAUCUGUGAUUUUCGGUGUGAAGCAGGCUCCAGUAGAUCUUCUGAUCCCUAAUAAGACUUAUUGUCUCUUCUCACAUACAAUCAAGGCACAGGAAGCAAAUAUGCCUCUGCUGGAUGCUAUACUAGAAAAGAAUAUACGCCUGAUAGACUAUGAGAAGCUGAUGGAUGAACAUGGGCAGCGUGUGGUUGCAUUUGGAAAAUAUGCUGGUUUGGCAGGCAUGGUCAACAUCCUGCAUGGUCUUGGAUUACGUCUCUUAGCUCUGGGUCAUCACACACCUUUCAUGUAUAUAGGACCAGCUCACAACUAUAGAAAUUCAUCUAUGGCUCGACAGGCUAUAAGAGAUGCAGGGUACGAGAUAGCUCUGGGUAUGAUGCCGAAGUCCAUCGGUCCUCUGACUUUUGUGUUCACAGGCAGUGGGAAUGUAUCUCAGGGUGGACAGGAAGUGUUUCAGGAGUUGCCGCAUGAGUACGUCCCACCAGACAUGCUAAGGAAGGUGGCAGAGCAUGGUUCUCACACCAAGAUCUAUGGAUGUGAGGUGCGGAGAAGACAUCAUUUGGAGCGAAAGGAAGGCGGAGGGUUUGAUCCUGAGGAGUAUGAAAGAUUUCCAUCCCAGUACAUCUCAACAUUUAGUAAAAAGGUAGCUCCAUAUGCUUCAGUCGUCAUCAAUGGCAUCUACUGGGCGAUUGACUCGCCCAAACUUCUCACUAUUCCUGAUGCCAAAACUCUACUGAGACCUGCCAACACUCCAUGGCUUCCAUCAUCAGUUGGCUCUCCUGCUUUACCUCACAGAAUGUUGGCAAUCUGUGACAUAUCAGCCGACCCUGGAGGUUCUGUUGAGUUUAUGAAUGAAUGCACGACCAUUGAUACACCGUUUUGUCUAUAUGAUGCAGAUCGCAACAAGGAUACGAAAAGCUUCAAGGGUCCUGGUGUACUGGUGUGCUCCAUAGACAACAUGCCGACUCAGCUCCCCAGAGAGUCAACAGAUUUCUUUGGGGACCUUCUGUACCCUUUUGCAUUUGACAUCCUUCAGUCUGAUGCCACUCAGCCUCUUGAGAAUCACAACUUUACUCCUUCUGUUGCAGGAGCCAUUAUUGCCAGCAAUGGAAAGUUGACACCAAACUUCCAGUAUAUACAGGAGCUGAGGUUAGCCAACAGGUGUAGCAGACAUAAAGUGUCAGGUUCAGAUGGGGAGGCACCCGCUAGGAGAGUUAUUGUGCUGGGUGCAGGAAUGGUGAGUGCUCCACUUGUGGAAUAUCUUCACAGGGGCAACAACUUGAAUAUCACUGUUGCAUCGGCACUGAAAGAUGAGGCAGAUGCUGUUGCUGGCCGCUACCCAGGAGUUGAACCAGUGCUUCUAGAUGUGGUGGAACGACCAGACUUGUUGCAGGAAUUGGUUGCGACAGGAAACCUUGUUGUGUCACUGCUUCCCAGUACGUUGCAUUACCUGGUGGCUGGGGCUUGUAUAAAUGCUGGUGUGCACCUCGUCACAGCAUCAUAUUGUACUGAUGAACUGAAGGAAAUGCACGACAGAGCUGUUGAGAAGGGCAUCACCAUCUUGAAUGAGGUGGGCUUGGACCCAGGCAUAGAUCACCUGCUGGCAAUGGAAUGCUUUGCUGAGGUGCAUCAGGCUGGAGGCAAGGUUGAGUCCUUUAUCUCAUACUGUGGAGGACUGCCAGCUCCAGAGUGCUCUGACAAUGCUCUGCGUUACAAAUUCAGCUGGAAUCCUCGUGGUGUCCUUCUCAAUACACUAAGUACAGCAAAGUAUAUUCAAGAUGGACAAAUUGUUGAAAUUCCUGGUGGAGGACAAAUCAUGAAAGAGACACAGUCACUUGACUUCUUACCGGGAUUUGCUCUGGAAGGCUUCCCAAACAGGGAUUCCACCAAGUAUGCCAAACUAUAUGGCAUUGCAAAUGAGUCCCACACUGUUUUGCGUGGAACUCUACGUUUUAAAGGGUUUGCAGACACAAUCCAGGGUCUGCAGCUUCUUGGAUUAUUGGAUCUAAAUCCCCACACUGCUCUACACCCCAAGGGACCAGACAUAACAUGGCGCCAGCUGGUGUGUACACUACUAGGAGUGGUAGACUCCUCCAUCUUCUACGAGAACCUCAAGACGCAGAUGGCACAGUGUGUAGGUGCUGCACGAGUCAGUGCCAUUGAGAGUCUGGGACUUCUAGAGGAAGACCUUGUUGUGAAACUUGGCACUCCUCUUGACAGCCUCAGCCAUUUCCUGUCUAGAAAACUAUCUAUUGAAAAUGGGGAACGUGACCUGGUAGUGUUGAGGCAUGAAGUGGCAAUACUGUGGCCAGAUGGAAAGCGAGAACUUCGUGGUAUCAAUUUGGUAGAGUAUGGUGAAAUUGAUGGGCAUUCUGCCAUGGCAAAGGCAGUUGGGUUCCCUGCAGCAAUUGCAUCCAAGAUGAUACUAGAUGGUGAGAUACAAGAGAAAGGAUGUAUUCUACCAUUCACGCCUGAUAUUUACAGACCAAUUUUGUCCCGACUGCGAUCAGAGGGACUCAGAGCAACAGAACAGUCACGUUGGUUUUGAAUUACACAAAAACACUUCAUUAUCCCCCUGCCCCUCACUUGGUAACUAUUUAAAACUAGUAAUAAAUCAGAGAUUCACAAGACAGUAUUUGGAAACAUGCAAUAUUUAUGUAAUAAUGAAGAAUACUGGCAAGCAGUAAGCAUGAUGUGAUAGCAAACUUUAAUGGAAAACUGAUGCAGCUUUUGAAAUUUCACAUAAAAAUUAAUCAACUUCUCUCUCAGUUUUCAGUAUAUCAGCUGUUUGGGUGUGAAUGCUAGUUUUCUUUAUAUAUCUGACUGUACCUUGCUAAAUUGGAGAGAAGUAAAAUACUGAAUUUUUGUUGUUCUUGUUUCAUAAUGAACUUUUGUUUUUCUAAAUUUUUGCCUAUUUUAGUAGUACAAUCUUCAUAGCGAUGAAAGUAAGUAGCAUUUAUAAAAGGUUAUGAACAGUAGAGUCACAUUAUAAAUAGUACACAGCUGUCGGCUUUGGUUGGUCACAGGCAGCCCCUAUUCAAGUGGCCUAUUUUGGGGAUUUUUUUUUUUUUUGGUGUCUUGUUAAAGCUCAUCCAUAAAGUUUAUCCAUUAUGUGAAUGGCAUUUCUGAAAAGUUCAAAUGUAUAGGGAACAGCUACAACAUUAGGACAAUAUUCAAAACAAAACACACUCUUACAAGUUUACUUAUGAGAACAAGACUGGAAGGAAGUCUGAAACAGAUGAACCAUUGUGUCUACAGCAUUCCCUGUGAGUGUAAGAGAAGCUACGUUGGGGAAACACAUAGACUGCUAGCCACGUGUCUCUGUGAGCAUAAACACGAUCUGAAAUUGGGUCUUCUAGAAAAAUAAAAAGUGGCCCAACAUGCCCAUCAGCAGGGUCAUAGGGUAAGAUGCAAUGAAGCUAAGAUUUUGGAAGUUGAGAAUAACAGAUACAGGAAAUACAAAGAAACAGCCCAUGUGGUGUGUCUCACAAAUCCCAUCAGCCAGUCUAGUUUGGAAAUUUCUCCAAUUUGGAUCCCCCUCAUCAGCAAGAUUAUCAACUCUCAAGGAAGGUCAGUUUUGAAUGUGACAGACUCUUCUGAGAACUUCUAUGGCUCUGUUUCACGGCUGUAUUCUUGGUCCACUGAUGGUGCUAGCAGUAGACAGAUAUGAAAGAGAAGAUAAUAUUUUGUAUUUUUCCUGCAUGGGGGUUCUGGUUUUGGAUUUGGUUUGAUGUAUUUUAAUUUCCAUUUCCACAUUACCCUUAGUCUUGACAUUCAUAUGCCUUCUUAUCAUUUCUAUUGUUAAUCUUAUCAUAAUCUCCUGUUGACAACUUGAUCCCAGGUGCUUAUUAUACAUUUGUAGUUCUGAUCUACAUUGUCCAGUGACUGAGAUUAGCUCACUGUAACAAACCCCACAGAGUAGACGCCCUCCCCCUUCACCACACCUGAAGAUGAGGACAAAUCCAGUCCUGGAAAUGCUGUGUAAUUUUAUAACAUCAGAUAAUGGGCGAAGUCCAAAAAAACCAAACAAUUCAGACUGUAUUACUCCAUAGUCAUAACCCUUUGGAAUAUAUCAUUUUGUUACAGAAAAAAUUCAUUUCAAGAAUAGAACUUGGAUAAAAGUGUGGACAUCAGUAAUGCUUGGGAAAGUAUUAGAAUGUCAAAAUGUUGUAUCACACUCAGUAUUAUGUGUUAAAAAGGAAUAAAUCAUGGACUGAU
Molecule: messenger RNA, 4711 nt
Organism: Zootermopsis nevadensis
Lineage: Eukaryota; Metazoa; Arthropoda; Insecta; Blattodea; Termopsidae
Source: RefSeq, a predicted model, not a curated record